Canariomyces notabilis is the source of this 684-nucleotide messenger RNA. RefSeq lists its product as uncharacterized. Gene Ontology annotation, cellular component: nucleus; cytosol. Gene Ontology annotation, biological process: protein import into nucleus. Lineage: Eukaryota; Fungi; Ascomycota; Sordariomycetes; Sordariales; Chaetomiaceae. Gene Ontology annotation, molecular function: nuclear import signal receptor activity. The record is from RefSeq and is a predicted model, not a curated record. The transcript has a single exon. Bases 1 to 684 code for a protein of 227 amino acids.
AUGUCCCAACCCCUAUUCGGACUUGUGCCCGCGGGCCAACCCGUGCUGGUCACCCCGACCGAGACCCCGACGCCAACAACCUUCCUCUUCGCCAUCCCCCCCGCGCCACAGCAGCCCGGCACCACCACUGCGGCAACAAAGCCCUUCACCCACAUCACAGUCUUCCUCCUCCCGGGCGUCGUCCUCCCCGCCGGCUCCGCAGCCGCCAUCUACCUGAUCACGCCGCCGUCCGGGCCCAGCCAGACGCAACCCAAUUAUAAGUUCCUGGGCGGCAUCGGCCCGGGCAAGGAGAGCGCCAUCUUCAAGAUUAACAACCCCUCCUCAUCCUCACCGAUGGUGACAAGUAACAGCAGCAGCACCAGCAACGUGGCGAUCGGUAUCUCGGUCGAGGCGGCCGAGUCCGUGGCCGCGAGGAUAGCAGAGCUCAGCAGCAGCAGCACCAGCAGCAGUACCAACAGCAACAGUGCAAGUGGUACCAGCACUGCCUUGGUUCCCGCAAGACAACCUCCGAGCACGCUGGUGCUGGCGCAGCGCAUCAUCAAGAACGCCUUCAACUUCCUGGCUUCGUUCAGCGGCACCGCGGGCCAGGUCGAGGUGGUGCCGCUCAAGGCGUUUGAGGACUGGUGGCGCAAGUUUGAGAGCCGCGUGCGGAGCGACCCGGGAUUCUUGGAGAGGGAUGACUGA